AUGCGCGUCCCUCUUCCGUCCUCCAGCAGGCUUCUCCCCGCUCUCCGCGCCUCCCAUGUCGGUCUCAGGAGGUCGGCCCCACCGCUCUCAAGGCCUCUAUUUAAUUUCCUGAGGCGCUCAAAGCCGGCCAAGCACCAGGAGCCAGUUCCUAUUUUGACCGAGGACAAUCUCUUCCACCCCUUCUCGAAAUCCCCAUUCCCCGCCGUGCGUGCCCGGAGUGAAGCUAUCCAGCAGCUCGCACCAUGUCCCGUCUGCGCCUCGUCACACAAUCAUAUCCACGCACACACCAAAGCUCAGCCAAAGGCCGUGAAGUUCGAAUGUCCGGAUUGCGGUUGGCCGUCACAUUGCUCGGAGGAACACUGGAAGGAGGAUGAGGAGCAUCAGAAGUAUUGCGCGAGGCUUCGCGAGGCCAAUGAAGAUGAGCAUGAUCUCCGGAGUGGCCGGCGAAUGCGAGAGUUCGAACUACCUGGUCCUCAGGGCUAUGAAGAGGCUAUAUCCUUCGCCAAUUGGGACGUAUUUUGGUAUACACGAGGGUUCGCCUCAAUGGACACCGAACGCUCGCGCCGGCACGCAAGUAAACUCUUGACAUAUCCAAUUACAAUUGCAGGGACGGUGCACCAACACAGCGGAUUAACUUUGAAUAAUCAACGCCUGACGCCGGAGGGUAGCCGGUCGCUUGCAGCUUUACGAAGUACCCUCCACGUCCCUAUAGGUGCACCUGAGACAGAGGAAGCGUCUGUAGGCAAGCCUCAAGUCCGGAUGUUUAUUCUAGGCGCACGAGCUGAAUCAUCAUUACCCCCUCAUGUUUGGGAGCAACUCUGCAUGGUCUUCCCUUCAACACAUUUCCAUAUCUUCUUCAUUGGCCCUCAAGUAUCCCUCCCGAAGCCCCCGAAAACCCCGCAAGCUGCUACGGAGAAACCGAAGGAGCAGCCCCAGCUAGAAGAACCAUCCGAGGCCAUCGAGAAGAAAGAAGAACCUGCCUACCUCCCCAACGUCUACCAACCCCCGACCCCAAAACCCAUUGAGCGCUUAAAACGUACUCGAUCGGCAAUCGAGCGAUACGGAGUGCCAUCAUACACCGUCCCAUACACCCCUCAAUUGACCAUCACAGGGAUGCAGGCUAAUUAUGCCGACGUGCACGCGCAGUUCCAGCAUACCCUAGAUCCCUACAGCGAUUUCUUUUUCUUCUUCUCUCCCGGCUUCGGUUUCCCCUCUCCGGAAUCAUUUGCGGAGAACGGCGAACCUCUCCUUCAGAUAGCCUCACCUACGGAAUGGGGUCCUGUCCUUCCUAUGCUUCUCGCCAGCAAAUGCUCCAUCUUCGUCACAGGAUUUUCACCCACUGACGUUGAGAGGGAUGUUCGAUCCCUUUCAACUGCUCCAGAAGUCGCCGGAGAAUUCGAAUGGAUCAUCACACCUGGCUCGAAUACCUUCGGAAGUGAGAAAUGGGAAGUGGCCGAUUUUGAUCCAAGGGUGAUGGUCAAGACGAACUGGGGUAUCUGGGGCAUUCGAGGGAAGAGUAGAGAUGUGCAAGAACAAAGAAGCGUCUUCUCGUUUUUAUCAUAA
Cyclocybe aegerita is the source of this 1563-nucleotide messenger RNA. The record is from the annotation of a GenBank genome assembly. Lineage: Eukaryota; Fungi; Basidiomycota; Agaricomycetes; Agaricales; Hemipholiotaceae.